Messenger RNA from Prorocentrum cordatum, 2328 nucleotides. NCBI's taxonomy places the organism in Eukaryota, Dinophyceae, Prorocentrales, Prorocentraceae. The record is from the annotation of a GenBank genome assembly.
AUGGGCGGAAAGAAGAGCUACCAGAACUAUGGCAAGACGUUCCGUAAGCCGAAGCGCCCUUUCGAGAAGGAGCGCCUGGACUCCGAGAUGAAGAUCGUGGGCGAGUACGGCCUGAAGAAUAAGCGCGAGGUGUGGCGUGUGCAGUACGCCCUGGCCAAGAUCCGCACUGCGGCCCGGCACCUGCUCACGCUCGACGAGAAGAGCGAGCAGCGCAUGUUCCAGGGCGAGGCGCUGCUCCGUCGCAUGAUCCGCAUCGGCCUGCUGAUGGAGAGCGAGAAGAAACUGGAUUACGUGCUCGGUCUCACCAGCGCGAAGAUCAUGGAGCGCCGUCUGCAGACCAAGGUCUUCAAGCUCGGACUCGCGAAGUCGAUCCACCACGCGCGCGUGCUGAUCCGCCAGCCUGGGCGCGUGCGCCGCAAGAUGAUGCAGAAGAAGGGCGGCGACAAGGAUGGCCGCAGUGCUCCGCUGCCCCGCCUGUCCUGCGUGUCCCUCGUGUACGUGUCCUACGGUGAGCUGUGCAUUGACCUGCGCGGGGCCCGCCAGUACCAGCCAGUUGAGGUGCACGAGCGUGACUGGCUGGGUAUAUCAAUCGCUUUCCUCCUCGGCAUCGCUCUGUUGCGGUGUUGGGACAGGGCUGGCGGAACAGUCUCCAGGGAACGGAUACGUGGCGACGCCCUCCAGUUUUCGAGCGUGAUGGAGCGCUCAUUGGGCAUCAAAGGGCUUCAAGUGCUGGUACACUUUCCCGACGAUGCCAAUGGAUUCUACUGGCAUAUGAGGAUCUUACUUGUUAGAGCUGGUGCUGCAGGCGUCUGGGUCACGCUGACGCCGACGCUGGAUCUCUUCACUCAUGAUCUCAGUCGGAUCCGUCACAUCGUGCUGGCGCGAAAUGCGCCUUGGCCGGCCCGAGUCAAUAGGAAUGAUAUUUUCGGUUUCGAUCCCAUCACGAGGGUCGAGUUCAACCAGUUCGUCCAACUGGCCAAGGUGCAGGCACGCGUGCUGGCGGAUGACGACAUGGAGGCCGAGGCUCCCGACCUAGUCUGGUUGCGCGCUGGCCUUGGCCUCAAGAGGCUGGGGGAGGUCGUGCCGCAGGAGGUGGUCGACGGCCAGGAGCGCUUCACCGAGAUCGGGGACUCGGCCGUGGCGGAGGUGAACGGUGCUGUGAUCUGGGCCGCCCGUGUGAAUGCAGGCGACCGUGAGAGCUGGAUCAAAGAGCGUCAGGCUGUUGAACGUGAUGACAGGACCAUCGGCGUGCACCUGAGGAAUGGGAAGCGCUACAUCAUGCUCAAGGAGGCUCUGGCGUUGUACUCGCAAGUGAGCUAUGACGACUGGGGUUUUCCUGGACCUCGCCUCGCGAUGGAGUAUCUCGGCCUGGUCGACCAGGCGGGAGGCUUCGAGGUGGACCAGGUGGACGCGCCCUACCUUCAGGGGGUCGAGAACCUCUGCCGCCGACAGGUGCAGUUGGAGAUGGCUGUGGAGCGGAACCCGUCGCAUCCCGACUUCGGGCUCGAGGAGUGCAUGGGCGGUGCAGUCACCGCCUCAGGGGCGGCCAGCGUCGUCUCUUUCCGUGACUGGGUCGCUGGGCGGCAGAAGGAUGAGGAGGCCCCGCUCCUCCGCCGGGAGCUGCCCGCCAUGCAGUUCAUCGGCGACUUCUGGGCGAUCGGCGACAUAGUGUGCUUUUUCCUCUGCCUCGAGUCGCCGUGCAUCGGCGACAUCACCAGCGCGGGGCUGCGCGCGGCCGCGCAGAUCCUUCGCCACUAUGACACGCAGAUCGAGCGGAGCACCGAUGAGCUAUUCAGUCUUGCACCGGAGAUGCUGGAGCCGCACAGGGGCCCUACGCUGCGACGCUCGCCUGCCAAGCGACGACACCUGUUCAAGCACCUGGCUGGUAUUGGGCUGGCCUGCUUCAGUUACAGGCGGCCGCCCACCGUGCAGCUAGGCUCUGCACGGGCCAUGGUUAACCUUGACUUGUCCGACGACUUCCUGAGCCAAUGCGGGGGAUAUGGUGGCACGGCAUCCGUGCCCGUCCUCGCUGGCGACGCCGACGUCGACGACGGCUCCUACAACUUCUCGAAUGUCCAACUCGCCUCUUGGUUCUGCAUGGGGGCGGGCUACACCGCGGACGACGCUCAUGAGGUUGGGAUUCAGCAGCUCUUCAUCUGCUUCGAGGGCCUGUGCAUGGGGUGGUCAUGGUCGCUCUACUUGUGCCAGAAGUUGUUUGAGAAUCUUGUCGCAGCACAACGCCCGCUCGGCCUCGAGGGAGUGCCGAGGGAUAGAACGCCCGCUCCUGAGCUGGCCCCUGGCGUUUUGCGCAGAGGGGGUCUACGUUGA